UCCGUAAUUACACCCCACCAAAUCUAACGCAGGAAAAAGCGCGAGGCUCAAAAUUUCCUUUCUCACUGCUUUAGUUUUUUUCGACUUCCCGAAAGUUUUAUGCUUUUCAAGAAACGUCAAAUAGCGCAAUGCGUAUCUGUCAGCCCGCUCGGGAAGGUUGAAUCUUGGGAGUUGGGAUUGGAGAUGGAGACGACGACGACGACGACGACGGCAGCCAUGCACAAGAAAGUGGGCAGCACCGGCAGCGACAGAUCGUCGAUGGAGAGGGAGGGGUCGGAGAGCGACAGAGAAGGAGGGAAAAGAGAGGUCUUUGAGUUCUUCGGGUGGGUUUAUCAUCUGGGCCUGAACUCGAUCGGGCACCAGUAUUGCCACUUGAGGUUCCUGUUCAUCCGAGGCAAGUACGUGCAGAUGUACAAGCGCGAUCCUCACGAAAGCCCCGGCAUUAAACCUAUCAGGAGGGGUGUUGUGGGGCCCUCACUUAUGGUGGAAGAGCUAGGGCGUCGGAGGGUCAACCAUGGGGACGUUUAUGUUCUGCGGUUUUAUAAUAGGCUAGAUGAGACGAAGAAAGGAGAGAUUGCUUGUGCCACUGCUGGAGAAGUGCAGAAGUGGAUGGAGGCUUUUGACCAUGCCAAGCAACAGGCUGAGUACGAGCUGUCAAGAGGUGGCAGUGCCAGGAACAAAUUGAGUAUGGAGACAGAGAUCACUCUAGAGGGCCACCGACACAGAGUCAGGCGUUAUGCCCAUGAAUUGAAGAAGCUUAUUAGAAUCGGACAAGGUCCAGAGAUGCUCCUAAGGAAAUCAUCGAGGUUGGGUAUCGGAGUGGGUGGAAACAAUGGGGGGGAUGGAGGAGAUGCAAUAGAAGCUAAUGAGUGGAAAUGUAUUCGUACAAUGAAUGGUAUUAGAAUCUUUGAGGAUGUUGCUGAGUCCAAGAUGAGAAAAGGUGUUCUUGUGAAGUCUGUUGGUGUUGUUGAUGCCAGUGCAGACACUGUAUUUGAAGUGCUUUUAAACCUUGAGCGCCAGCGGAGAUAUGAGUGGGACCCAUUCACUAGUGAUUUGGAGUUGGUAGAAUCUUAUGACGGCCACUACGAUGUUGUUUAUGGGACAUAUGAUCCAAAAUACCUCACCAGGUGGCAGUCUAAAAGAGAUUUUGUUUUCUCCAGACAGUGGUUCCAUGCCCAAGAUGGAACAUAUACUAUCCUGCAACUUCCAGUUGCCCAUAAAAAGCGACCUCCAAUAUCUGGAUAUCGGCGUACAACACUUAAUCCAUCAACUUGGGAAAUCAGAAGUAUAAAUACACCAAUGGGUACAAAUAUAGCAAAAUGUCUUGUGACACAAAUACUGGAGAUACAUGAAGUAGGAUGGACGAGAUGGAAGAACAAUCAUUGCUCAAAGUUUGAGAAGACUAUACCCUACGCUUUAAUGUGCCAGGUGUCAGGUCUGAAGGAAUAUAUAGAAGCAAAUCCAUCACUAAAGGUGCAGUCUUCUAUGGCAGUUGUUCAAUCAAAAGUUUCUGAUGUUUCGAUUUCCAAUAGCGAGUAUGAGGAGCAAGACGUGCGGGAUGAGUUUUAUGAUGCAAUUUCAGCUGAUUCAUCAUCAGAAGAGGAAGAGAGCGAUGAUGAAGAACUUGAUCAUCAGGUGGCAAAAGUGAGGCUGAAGAAUGUCUCCUGGGCCAUUGCAGGCUUCGCUAUGAAGAAAAGCUUGGUUGUAGGUGCCUCUAAGGAAUUAGAUGCCAAUAUAGCUCCUGCCCCUAUUGAUCUGAGCAAUUUUCCUGGUUCCCUGCGCAAGGGUAAGGACGAUUCUGAUACAAACUGUUGGGCAUCUCCAAGUGGUGCUGGCUUCAUGAUUAGAGGAAAGAACUACCUAAAAGAUAACACUAAGGUGAUAGGUGGUGACCCACUUCUCAAGCUCUUAGCAGUUGAUUGGCUCAAAGUGGAUGAAAAGAUUGAUAGGAUUGCCCUGCAUCCUAAGUGUCUUGUUCAGUCAGAAGCUGGUAAAAAGCUUCCCUUCAUCCUAGUAAUUAAUCUCCAGAUUCCAGCGAGACCAAAUUAUAGCUUGGUUAUGUACUAUGCCAGUGAUAGGCCUGUAAAUAAGGAUUCUUUAUUGGGUAAAUUUGUGGAUGGAAGUGAUGCUUUCAGGGACUCCAGAUUUAAGUUGAUUCCAAGUAUUGUUGAGGGAUAUUGGAUGGUCAAGCGUGCAGUGGGCACGAAAGCUUGUCUAUUGGGGAAAGCUGUUACAUGCAAGUAUCUCAGACAGGACAACUUUUUGGAAAUCGAUGUGGAUAUUGGAUCAUCUUCUGUAGCAAGGAGUGUCAUUGGUCUUGUACUCGGCUAUGUCACUAGCAUAGUUGUUGAUCUCGCAAUUUUGGUAGAGGCCAAGGAAGAGAGUGACUUGCCUGAGUACAUUCUUGGGACCGUCCGGCUAAACCGUCUGACACCCGACUCAGCUUUACACUUUGGAGCUUGAGGAUUCCAUAGAUGCAUCUUUGGGAAUAUAUGAGGACCUUAGGCCAACACAUGAGCGAAUAACCAUGAGAUUCACCGGUAUAAAGUGUUCAUUGAAUUGGUUCAAUGCCAAAAUCUUGCUUUGUACUCAUAUGAAGUCGGUAAAUAUUAUUAGGCAGCUCCAAGUUAUUCAUUGCUAGUCCUUCUCA
Rhodamnia argentea is the source of this 2650-nucleotide messenger RNA. Its product is annotated as protein ENHANCED DISEASE RESISTANCE 2. The transcript has 23 exons. Lineage: Eukaryota; Viridiplantae; Streptophyta; Magnoliopsida; Myrtales; Myrtaceae. The record is from RefSeq and is a predicted model, not a curated record. Gene Ontology annotation, molecular function: lipid binding. Bases 100 to 2463 code for a protein of 787 amino acids.